AACAAGAACCGUUCGCACUAUGCGCUGGGCCUGGAGCUGUGAGCAACAGCAGGCUAGCUACACCGGCAGGGCCGGCCGGCGACGGCCGGCCGAAUUGUUUUUUUGUCAUGCUCGUCGCCAUCCGAUCCAAAUGCCAGAACUAGACGUCAAAGCCGUGUCGAUUACUCUCUAAAUAAAAACUAGCAACUUGCGCCUGCGCCGUACCUGACAUUAUAUAAGGCACCUGCCAUUGUUGCGUUCGGAGUCUCCCAGUCUCUCUCUCCCCCCUCCCCCGCCUAGCUAGCUCUCCAGAAACCCUAGCUACAAACUUCACUGACGACCGCAUAUGCACCGGCCGGCCGGCAUUCGUCGGCUUAUUUGAUUGACACCGUAUUAUUUCUUCCGAUCCAUCCAUAUAGAUCAAGCAAUACAUAUAUACACUAGCGCUAGCUCCGAUCCAUCCGAUCGAGUCCGAUCCAUGGAAGGUGGGUUCAACAAGAGCGGCUCACCGGAGGCGGAAGGCUCGCGGCGGACGCCCGCGGGGGCCUACUACGAGUGCUCCUUCUGCAAGAGGGGGUUCACCAACGCGCAGGCGCUCGGCGGCCACAUGAACAUCCACCGCAAGGACCGCGGUGGCGGCAGUAGGUCCGGGACCGCGCCGCCGCAGCAGGACGACGCUGGCGGCUCUCGGACCUACGGCGCCGGGGACGUGCACCUGGGCCUCUCCCUCGGCAGGAAGGAGGACGUGGAUUUGGAGCUCAGGCUUGGCAGCUAUCCUUAUAAGUAGCUAAGCUAGCUAGCUAGCACACCUCGAUUUUCUCUAUAUACAUGCAGCACUUACUUACUAGCGAAGAAACCAUCAGCUGCUUUGUGUGCUCAACCUGCAGCUGAUUAAUAUAUAAAAUUUAUUAAUACUUACUAGGUAUAAUAUGGUGAAGCUAUGUCAUGCUUGCUACUAUCGAUAUUUGGUUAUUUGUUAGAGUACGAUAGUUUGGUUCCGCCUUCUUGUCCGAUUCGUUGCCAUUUGGGAUAAUGGAUGAUUGGGAGAGGAAAAGUGAUUGCUGUAGCAGGAUCAAACAAUUCUUGGAGGUCCUAGUCGUCCUAGUCUAGCUGAUGUACAUGAGUGUGUGGAAUGCAUGUGCAGCAUGCAUGCAUGCAGCACAGAAUUAAA
Molecule: messenger RNA, 1150 nt
Organism: Zea mays
Lineage: Eukaryota; Viridiplantae; Streptophyta; Magnoliopsida; Poales; Poaceae
Product: zinc finger protein JAGGED-like
Exons: 1
Coding region: 458-766 (102 amino acids)
Source: RefSeq, a predicted model, not a curated record